GGCGCGAAAAUCAGUACUAGUGUGAGGACUAAUAAGGAGGAGGUUAUCAUUUUUGGGAUUAUUUCUUUUCCGAAACGAAACUAAGACAUGGAUCCGUCGCCCGCUGCAAAACGACGUCGUCAGAGCAAACACGUCGACAUUGAAGCACCAGCGCUGCAAAUAUUGUCACCGGUCGUUAUUUUCGCUCACGGUGCCGGUGCUCCUUCCUCUUCUGAUUGGAUGCUAAGAUGGAAGAAUUUGUUGAAGGAGGAUCUGCAAGCUACUGAUGUUGUCACCUUUGACUACCCUUAUAUGUCUGGUGGGAAAAAGAGGGCUCCUCCUAAGGCAGAAAAAUUGGUGGAAUUUCAUUCAAAUAUUGUGAAGGAAACUGCAACUAAGUACCCUGGUCAUCCUCUCAUACUGGCUGGCAAAUCAAUGGGUUCGAGAGUUGGAUGCAUGGUGGCUAGUAUGGAAGACAUCAAUGUUUCUGCUGUAGUAUGCUUGGGCUACCCGUUAAAGGGAAUCAAUGGUGCAGUUAGAGAUGAAACACUGUUACAAUUAACAGUUCCUACAAUGUUUGUACAGGGGAGCAAGGAUGGUCUCUGUCCACUUGAGAAGUUAGAAACCACUCGGAAGAAGAUGAAAGCGCCCAAUGAGCUGCAUGUCAUCGAUGGUGGUGAUCACUCUUUCAAAAUUGGUAAGAAGUAUCUGCAAGCAAAUGGUUCCACCCAGGAUGAUGCCGAAGUUGCUGCAUCGAAGGCCAUUGUCGCUUUCAUUUCCAAAUCUCUUGAAGGAUGAUGAUGCCCCUUUUGUUGAUUUUCUAGAGUACCUAGGUUUGUAUAUACUCUUUGUUGUAUCUAGCUGGUAGUAAUCUGGGCCUUGUUCUUUCAAGUGGGCCGUAAUUGUAUUUUUCGUGAUUUGGUCAAGUUAUUUUUCCUUGCUAGCAGAGUAGACAUAUAUGAAUCUGUUGCUGACAUAAUUUGAAACCUAUUUGGUGAGGAUGGGGUUGUUAACUUAA
Cicer arietinum (chickpea) is the source of this 997-nucleotide messenger RNA. RefSeq lists its product as uncharacterized. Lineage: Eukaryota; Viridiplantae; Streptophyta; Magnoliopsida; Fabales; Fabaceae. The record is from RefSeq and is a predicted model, not a curated record.